AUGAAAUCAUCAAUCACAUUCGUAUUCAUAGUAGCCAUCGGUUACGCCGUGGCCUACUCAUCAUCAUCGUACGACGAUGGUUGGUACGGUAAUGGAGGAGGUGGUGGUGGUGGUGGUGGUGGUGGUGGCGGUGGUGGUGGCGGUGGCGGUGGCUAUGGUGGUUGCAGUGGUGGUGACUGUGACAGUUAUGGUGGUGACGGCGGCUAUGGAGGAGGUUGCAGUGGAGGUGACUGCGGGUACGGUGGAGGUGGUGGCGGUGGUGGUGGUGGCGGUUGUAGUGGUGACGAUUGUGGUGGUUAUGGUGGUACUUACAAUGGUGGAUGCAGUGGUGGAUCUUGUGGAGGAGGCAGUGGCAGGUACAGCAGCGGUGGUAGGGGUAAGGGAAAAGGUGGAAAAGGUGGCAAAGGCAGUUUCAGAUACAACCAAUAUUUCUAA
Molecule: messenger RNA, 435 nt
Organism: Schistosoma turkestanicum
Lineage: Eukaryota; Metazoa; Platyhelminthes; Trematoda; Strigeidida; Schistosomatidae
Source: the annotation of a GenBank genome assembly